CGAUCAUGAAUGUUGUCAGAAAUGAAAACGGCCGGGAAACUGCCGUCGAGAAGAAGCAUUGCCCGAAGCAUUGCAUCGAAAGGAACGUACGACAAAACGAUAGCGACACACCACACCUACCGUCGAACAGCAUCGAUCAAUUUUUGGCGAGUACUACUACCCUAAACCCUAAAAUUAUCCUGGCUUGCGCGUAUUACAGUUGCAUUCGAUAUAUUACGGUGAAAUCGAACAACAAUCCCUCGACGACUACCGUUAUGACUUACAAAUAAAGUAUGGCAUUUAUUUUCGUACCUACUGGUCGCGGCCACGCAUUGCAAAUCUUGAUGCUCCGCGAUGUCCACCCAACACGUUGUUCGAGAACAAAUUCUUCUGUAAACUUUGCGCCGAAAGACACAAGGGGGGGGCGGAAGUCGAGCGCGGGCGCUGCGUUUGUUCUGCGAGAUCGUUUUGUUGUUUCCGUCGCCACAUCGACGUCCCGGUCGUCCCGAUUCUUUUAUCUGAGUAUAACCGGGCUGAAGGUUUGCUUCCGAAUUAUGGACAGCUGGGGGUCGUGGUCGUGCGCCGGAUAGUCGACUAUACGACAAGUGUCAACACCCGCUGGAGGCCCUGGAGAGUCAUUUUAUUAUGUGCAAGAAUUGACAGAGAGACAGCGUCUUCUUGUACAACUUGUUCACUUGUGUCAAUAUGUAUUGGAAACUACGGACAAACUUACUAAAGUACUCUAACUCUACUUUGGUUUCGUUGUUCAUUUCUCUUGCAAGGCACAAGCUUCU
Amoebophrya sp. A120 is the source of this 773-nucleotide messenger RNA. NCBI's taxonomy places the organism in Eukaryota, Dinophyceae, Syndiniales, Amoebophryaceae. The record is from the annotation of a GenBank genome assembly.